Molecule: messenger RNA, 1836 nt
Organism: Spea bombifrons (plains spadefoot toad)
Lineage: Eukaryota; Metazoa; Chordata; Amphibia; Anura; Pelobatidae
Gene: LCTL
Product: lactase like
Exons: 15
Coding region: 117-1823 (568 amino acids)
Biological process (GO): carbohydrate metabolic process
Molecular function (GO): beta-glucosidase activity
Source: RefSeq, a predicted model, not a curated record
CCAUCUGAGUCUAUGGGGAAGACUGCAGGACGAUAUCAGAGAGCAUCAUAGACCGUACGUUCACAGCUGGGAGAAGGUUUAAUAUUCUGUCUGGAAUGUAACGGACGUCACCGAGAAUGAUGGCCUGCAUCAUUUGGAUGCUCCAGGUGCUUCCCCUGAUAUUCUGCGCCUGGGGAGAAAGUGAUUUCCAGUGGACGCAGACGGACCGAGGAUCGUUUUAUUAUGGAACAUUCCCACCGACAUUCAUGUGGGGUGUGGGAAGCUCAGCAUACCAGACGGAAGGAGCCUGGGACACAGACGGGAAAGGACAGAGCAUCUGGGACGUGUUCACACACAAGAAAGGGAAAGUAUUUAUGAACCACACAGCUGAUUCCUCCUGUGAUGGCUACUACAAAGUGAAGGAUGAUACAGAGCUGUUGAAGGAGCUAAAGGUUUCCCAUUACCGUCUAUCUAUAUCGUGGCCUCGUAUUAUUCCUACUGGGGUUCGUGCUGAAAAUGUAAAUGAGAAAGGGAUUAAAUAUUACAACGAUUUAAUUAAUGGCCUUUUGGAAAAGAACAUAACCCCUGUGGUCACACUGUAUCACUGGGACCUGCCACAUAACCUGCAGGAGAAGUUUAAUGGCUGGCAAAAUAUCAGCAUGGUCACAUACUUUAACGAUUACGCCAACCUGUCCUUUGAGAGGUUCGGAGACAGAGUGAAACACUGGAUCACGUUCAACAAUCCCUGGUCAGUGGCUGUCGAAGGGUUUGAGACUGGAGAGCAUGCACCGGGCUUGAAGCUGAGGGGCACGGGUGCAUAUAAGGUCGCCCAUCAUCUUAUCAAGGCUCAUGCCAAGGUGUGGCACACUUACAACAAGCAUUGGCGCAGCAAGCAGAAAGGUAUGGUGGGUAUUUCACUAACCACUGAGUGGGGAGAACCUGUGGACAUCUCCAGCCAGAAGGACAUUGAGGCCGCUGAGAGAUUUGUCCAGUUCAAUUUUGGAUGGUUUGCUAAUCCUAUUUACAACGGAGACUACCCACAGAUCAUGAAAGAAUACAUAGGUCAAAAGAGCGCUCAACAGGGUUUGGGCAUGUCGAGACUUCCAACCUUCAGCUCACAGGAGAAGAGUUACAUCAAGGGUACCAGUGACUUCCUCGGAGUUGGCCACUUCACCACAAGAUACAUCACAAGCAGGAAUUUUCCAUCCACCCAAGGUCCCAGUUACUUCACUGACCGGGACCUAACGGAGCUGGUAGACCCCAAGUGGCCCGAGCCAGAGUCUAAGUGGUUGUAUUCUGUGCCGUGGGGCUUCCGUAGGCUUCUCAAUUUUGUGAAGACCCAGUAUGGAAACCCACUAGUGUUCGUGACAGAGAACGGCGUGUCUGAGAAAAUGCAUUGUGCCCAGCUGUGUGAUGAAUGGAGGAUACAAUAUCUAAAAGGUUAUAUCAAUGAGAUGUUAAAAGCUAUAAAGGAUGGCGUUAAUAUUCAGAGCUACACUGCCUGGUCUCUCAUGGAUAAGUUUGAGUGGGAUGAAGGUUUCUCAGAAAGAUUUGGACUUUAUUAUGUUGAAUUCAAAAGCAAAAACAAACCUCGCUAUCCGAAGGCAUCCGUUCAGUUCUACAAGAGAAUCAUUAGUGCCAAUGGCUUCCCUAAUCCCAGAGAGGUGGAAAAAUGGCACCGCAUUUCUACCGAGACCUGCUCUACAACCAAUCAGCUCCUGGCAGCAGACCCCCUGGUAUCUCACAUGGAAAUGGUGACGGAGAUUGUGGUCCCAACUGUCUGCACGCUCUGCAUCCUCAUCAGUGCAGUGCUGCUGAUGAUUCUUCUCCGAAGACAAAGCUAGAACGUUGGUUGCG